AUUUUGGAAGAGUGUAACAUUGAGACAGCAUCUCACUUCAUUCUUUCUGCGAAAUCAUCUGAAAUUAUCCAAAAUGGGGCAAGACUUCUACGGAAUAUUGGGUCUCACGCGGAGUGCAUCAGAUGAUGACAUCAAAAAAGCGUACAGGAAAUUGUCAUUGAAAUUCCACCCGGAUAAAAAUCAGGAACCAUUUGCACCUGAAAAGUUUCGGCAGAUUGCAGAAGCCUAUGACAUCCUUAGUGAUCCUCGUAAGAGGGCAGUAUAUGAUCAGUUUGGGGAGGAAGGAUUGAAGAACGGAGUGCCAUCUGGUAGUGGUGAGACUGGUGCAUGGACUGAUGGAUAUACUUUCCAUGGUGAUUCACAUAAAGUCUUCAGGGAUUUCUUUGGUGGAGAAAAUCCAUUUGCAGAAUUUUUUGAUGGAAUUGAUGGUGAUCUUAGUAUGGGAUUUGGAGGUUUGAAAGGUAGAGGUAGAAAGAAGAAGGACCCAGCGAUUGAAAGAGAUCUUGUACUCUCAUUAGAAGAAGUCUUCCAUGGAUGCACAAAGAAAAUGAAAAUCUCAAGGAGGGUAAUGAAUGAGGAUGGACACACAUCAAGUAUCCGUGACAAAAUUCUUACAAUAAAUGUCAAGAAAGGUUGGAGAGAAGGUACAAGGAUAACAUUUCCAGAAGAAGGUGAUCAGGGACCAAAUAACAUUCCAGCUGAUAUUGUAUUUAUUGUCCGAGAUAAACCACAUCCAAGAUUCAAAAGAGAGGACAAUGAUUUAGUUUUUACUGCUAAAGUUUUAUUGGGAAAAGCAUUGACAGGAUGUAGUGUAGAAAUACCAACCUUAGAUGGAAGACUUCUUAACAUUCCAAUUAAUGAUAUCAUCAUGCCUGGAUAUAGGAAAGCUGUUCCCUCAGAAGGCAUGCCAUUAUCAAAGGAUCCAGAUAUGAAAGGAGAUCUACAAGUCCAGUUUGACAUUGAAUUCCCCAAACAACUGACACCAGAGAAAAAACAUUUAAUAAAACAAGCACUCUUGUAAAAAUGGAAAACAAAAAUACCUAUUUAUUUGUCAAUAAUCAUGGAUACUGACGCAGACUCUGCAGAGAACUGUUUUUAAAACUGUAUAUAUGUCUAAUUAUGGCUGUGAUUGAAGGACAAAUGCAAUUCAUUUAAAAUAAAUAUAUUACAACCUUAUGAAAUCUUCAGUGCUGUUAUUAUUUGUUAUGGUCAUUAUUCUGUUAUUUUUGUUCAACAAUCAAACUACCAUAAGUUACAGAAUAGUGCUGUUCUGUGUAGCAGACCUGUAUUUAUGAAUAACACAAGGUGUUACUCACAACAUGUACAAUUUAUGGUAAGGUAAUCUUAAUAAGCUUGUUGGCGACACCAUAAUUUUGAAUCUUGUUAUUUGAGUGACUUUAUAAGUUAUGUGACAGUAAACUCAAAAUGCUUAUUAUAUUAUAUUUGAUGAAUAGUUAUGUAAAAUUACAUUGUUUCACCUUUUGUUGAGGUUCACAUGAAAAUGCUAUUGGCAGCUAUAUGUUGAACUAUAACACUGGGCAUGGACUAUUGACAGCAGAACAUAAGUUGGUACACAGAGUACAGGGGAAUGUUACUGCUAUAGUAUUAUAGGUUAUUGCUUUGCUGAGUGGAAAAUCUUUGGAACCACAAAUAGCUACAUAUUACUGAGGGGACUUACUCUGAUUUGCUUCAUCUUUUGUAAAUAUGUUUAACUUAAACUCACUUAUAAAUACACUUGUGAGUGUAUUUGGUAAAUUUCUAUCUUUGAAGUGUGAAUAAACUUUAUACCUUGUAUAUCUAUCAACUGUUACUUUAAGAUGCUGGUACAUAAAUUAAUAAAGGUAUUUUAAAUCUUUGAAU
This is a messenger RNA of Saccoglossus kowalevskii, 1860 nucleotides long. RefSeq names its product dnaJ homolog subfamily B member 13-like. The record is from RefSeq and is a predicted model, not a curated record. Gene Ontology annotation, molecular function: protein-folding chaperone binding. Lineage: Eukaryota; Metazoa; Hemichordata; Enteropneusta; Harrimaniidae. Gene Ontology annotation, cellular component: cytosol.